Molecule: messenger RNA, 1826 nt
Organism: Vicia villosa (hairy vetch)
Lineage: Eukaryota; Viridiplantae; Streptophyta; Magnoliopsida; Fabales; Fabaceae
Product: transcription factor bHLH57
Exons: 4
Coding region: 460-1551 (363 amino acids)
Biological process (GO): guard cell differentiation
Molecular function (GO): DNA-binding transcription factor activity; protein dimerization activity
Source: RefSeq, a predicted model, not a curated record
UCUCUCCUUCAAAUGUAGUAUCUCCUAGCAUAGCAUAGCAUAACAUAUCUCUAGCAACCCAUUUGAAAAGUUUCCACCUUUCAUUUCUUACCACAAUCCCUCCACUCUUUCUACCUCAAAACUUUCUCUCUCUUUUCACACACAAAAAAAGAAUCUACUAUUUCCCUUCUCACUAGACUCACAAAAACAAAUCAUUUUCUAUAAAAACCAUUUCUCUUUAUUAUAUAUAUUCUAUAUAAGACCAUCAAAGAUACUACAUCACAAAAACAAAAGAAUAGUAUAUUUUUCCCCCUAGUGUUUGUUAUUCAUAUGGGGUCUUCUCCUGCUUCUUCUCAUGCUUUCACAUUUAUUACCAUUCUCUUGUUACAGAAUGUUGGUCACAUUCAUUGAUACCUAACCUAAGAAGAAAAAAAAAAUAGUUUCAUCAUUUCAUAGCAUUAAAUUUCUCAUCUUUAUUUCAUGGAGAGGCUUCAAGCACCCAUCAAUUCUUCUUUCUUUGGUGAAGUGAAUUGUUUAGACCAAACAUUUCUUGACACAGAAAGUUUAAGAUUUGAGGAAGAUGAACAGUUUCUGAUAUCAAGCUUAGAAGACAACAUGCCAUUUCUUCAAAUGCUUCAAAGUGUUGAAUCUCCACAGUUGAUAUAUCCUCUAAAAGAACCAAACUUUCAAACACUUUUGAGGCUACAACAUAUGAAGAAGCCAUGGGAAGAAGACAUAGCCUUUAUUCCUAGGAUGGAUUCACAUCAACAAGCUCAAACAACAUUGGAAUUUGAGAGCUGUGUUACACAUGAUGUUCUAGAGAUGCAGUCACCAGUGAAAUCAGAAAGCUAUGAACUUCAACACAAAGUUUCAGCUUCAUGCAUUGAGAAAUUGAGCUAUGAGUGUAACCAAGAACAAACAAAAACAUGUUCCAAAUCUCAGCUUGUGACAAGAGAAAAGAGGAAGAGGAAAAGAACAAGACCGGUUAAGAAUAAGGAAGAUGUUGAGAAUCAAAGGAUGACACACAUUGCUGUUGAAAGAAAUAGGAGAAGACAAAUGAAUGACCAUCUUAGUGUUCUUAGGUCUCUUAUGCCAUCUUCUUAUAUUCAAAGGGGUGACCAAGCAUCAAUAAUUGGAGGGGCAAUAGAUUUUGUGAAGGAGUUAGAGCAAUUGCUUGAAUCUCUUGAAGUACAAAAAAGGUUAAAAAAGAAUGAAGAAUUUGGUUCAACCUCAUCAUCAUCACCACCUAGUUAUGAAACAAAGUUAUCAUGUUGUGAAGAAAAUGAGGUGAAGGCAGAAAACAAAUCAGAAGCAGCAGAUAUAAAAGUGACAUUGAUUCAAACUCAUGUGAACUUGAAAAUAGAGUGCAAAAGAAGAUGUGGUCAAUUGAUAAAAGUUAUUGUUGCUUUGGAGAAUCUUAGGCUAACUAUUCUUCACCUUAACAUCACAUCCUUUGAGUCUUCUGUACUUUACUCCCUCAAUCUCAAGAUUGAAGAAGAUUGUAAGCUAGGCACAGCAAAUGACAUAGCAGAAGCAGUUCAUGAAAUAUUCAACUAUAUUAAUGGUAACUAGGUUUAACCAUAGGGGAGUGAAUAGGAGAAGAAUAAAGGACAAGGAAAUUAUUGAAGGGAGAAGUGGUAACGGGGAACAUAGGGCAACAAUUUCUUGUCUACAUAUAUCAAUGUAUGAUGUAUCAUGUUAAUUAGGUAGCUCACAAAAUAGAGAUAGGGUACAUCAUCAUGUUAUUGUUUUUCUGUUUAUUUUAUUUUAUUGGAUUUUUAGUUGGUAGUAUUAUCUUAUACUAAAGUGUGUGUAAUGUUUAUUAAUUUGAUUAGUAUUUUGGUGAA